Molecule: messenger RNA, 174 nt
Organism: Bactrocera tryoni
Lineage: Eukaryota; Metazoa; Arthropoda; Insecta; Diptera; Tephritidae
Product: 60S ribosomal protein L44-like
Exons: 1
Biological process (GO): translation
Cellular component (GO): cytosolic large ribosomal subunit; ribosome
Molecular function (GO): structural constituent of ribosome
Source: RefSeq, a predicted model, not a curated record
GUGAAUGUGCAGAAACAGCGACGCACCUUUUGCAAGAAGUGCAAGUGCCACAAGCCACACAAGGUGGCACAAUACAAGAAGUCGAAGAAGCGUAAAGGUGCUCAGGGAAGACGUCGUUACGACAGAAAACAACAAGGUUUCGGUGGUCAAACCAAGCUUAUCUUCAGAAAAGAG